Odobenus rosmarus divergens (Pacific walrus) is the source of this 2385-nucleotide messenger RNA. Its product is annotated as protocadherin alpha 12. Gene Ontology annotation, biological process: homophilic cell-cell adhesion. The coding region runs from base 1 to 2385 and encodes 794 amino acids. Gene Ontology annotation, molecular function: calcium ion binding. The record is from RefSeq and is a predicted model, not a curated record. The transcript has 5 exons. Gene Ontology annotation, cellular component: plasma membrane. Lineage: Eukaryota; Metazoa; Chordata; Mammalia; Carnivora; Odobenidae.
AUGGUGUUUUCCUGGAGAGGAGGCCCAGGAGCCCCGCGACUGCUGCUGUCGCUUCUGCUCCUUGCAGCUGGGGAAUCCGGGAGCUGCCAGGUCCACUACUCGGUCCCGGAAGAGGCCAAACACGGCACCUUCGUGGGCCGCAUCGCCCAGGACUUGGGGCUGGAGCUGGCGGAGCUGGUGCCACGCCUGUUCCGGGUGGCGUCCAAAGGCCGCCGGGACCUUCUGGAGGUAAAUCUGCAGAAUGGCAUUUUGUUUGUGAAUUCUCGGAUCGACCGGGAGGAGCUGUGCGGGCGGAGCCUGGAGUGUAGCAUCCACCUGGAGGUGAUCAUGGACAGGCCGCUUCAGGUUUUCCACGUGGAGGUGGAGGUGAAGGACAUUAACGAUAAUCCACCAGUGUUCAGAGAAGAAGAACAAAAGGUACUGAUUUCUGAAUCUGCACCGCUGGAUUCUCAUUUUCCUCUAGAGGGCGCUUCCGAUGCGGAUAUAGGCGUAAACUCUCUUCUGACCUAUAGGUUAGGUCUAAAUGAGUAUUUUACUCUUAAAAUAAUAACGAAAAACGAUAAAAGUAUAUUGCCUGAACUAGUUCUACGGAAGUCAUUGGAUAGAGAGGAAACUCCAGAACUUAAUAUAUUGCUGACCUCCCAGGAUGGCGGUAAGCCCGAGCUAACAGGAUCUGUUCAGAUUAAAAUAAGCAUUUUGGAUGUGAAUGACAACGCUCCGGAGUUUGACAAGCCUGGCUAUAAAGUAGUGCUGUUUGAAAAUGUCCCAAACGGUACGAGAGUGAUACAGCUAAACGCUUCUGAUCUAGACGAAGGGGUGAAUAGAGAAAUUUCCUAUGGAAUCAGACUGAUUUUGCCAGUGAGUGAGAAAUGCAUGUUUUCAAUAAAUCCAGAAACAGGUGAAAUCAGAAUUUACGGGAAAUUGGAUUUUGAAGAGAAUAUUGAGUAUGAAAUUCAGGUUAACGCCAUUGAUAAAGGGAUUCCUUCCAUGGCAGGUCACUGUACAGUCCUAGUGGAAGUUCUGGAUCUGAAUGACAAUACCCCUGAGGUAAUGAUCACUUCGCUGUCGCUCCCCAUGAGAGAGGAUGCUCAGGUGGGCACUGUCAUCGCCCUGAUCAGCGUGUCCGACCGUGACUCUGGCGCCAACGGGCAGGUGACCUGCUCACUAACUCCCAACGAGUAUUUCGCUUUGGACACACAAAACAAUCGUGAAGAAAUGUCUUCGUUGUCACUUGUAUUGAGGAAAUCACUGGACAGAGAGCAAAUUCAGGAGCAUAGCUUAUUAUUGACAGCCAAUGAUGGGGGUAAACCGGAGCUGACCGGUACAGUUCAGUUGCUGAUUACAAUUUUGGACGUGAAUGACAAUGCCCCAGAAUUUGACCAGUAUAUUUAUAAAGUGACAGUGUUAGAGAACGCAUUUAAUGGAACAUUAGUGAUUAAGCUAAAUGCCACAGAUCUUGACGAUGGUACGAAUGGAGACAUAAUCUACUCAUUUAGAAAGCCUGUAUCGCCUGCGGUGUUGCAUGCAUUUAUCAUAAAUCCCAACAAUGGGGAAAUUAGAACAAGAGGUAAACUAGAUUUCGAAAAAAAGAAGUUGUAUGAAAUAUCGGUGGAGGCAAUAGACAAGGGGAAUAUUCCAAUGGCAGGUCAUUGUACCGUUUUGGUAGAAAUACUAGAUAUAAAUGAUAACACCCCAGAAAUUACCAUCACUUCUCUGUCGCUCCCCGUGAGAGAGGAUGCUCAGGUGGGCACUGUCAUCGCCCUGAUCAGCGUGUCCGACCGUGACUCUGGCGCCAACGGGCAGCUCGCCUCCCCUCAGGGAAAUCCCCUGGUUGUAGGGUGCAAGACGAAAUCUGGAGAUAUUUUUUGUAGCUCGGAGAUGUUUUUCAUAGAACUGAUCAAUAUCCCUAUUUCCCUUCAGGGGACCCGCCUAAAAACGAAAUUGGAGAACCUUCGAAGGCGUGGUCAUUCAGGGUCCCGAUACCACCUCUCGCCGCCACCGCCCGGCGGUUUUUCUGGGAGUUCCGCUCUCCUCGCGGGCACUGUAGGGGUUCCGGGGGUCCGAGCGCCCGGCACUAGACGUUCCGCGAAACGCCGUUCGAGGGAAGAUGUGUUAGUUUCCCCGAGCGUCUUCCUUGCCCCGCCCGGCCGCCGGGACUUUGGAGAGAUCCCAGCAAGCGGGGAAUGGAGACGGCACCUCCCUAGCCCGAGCCGUUUACCUCGUCUCUGCACCCCUAGGCGGCGCUGCGCUCCUCCGCACCCGCAGCUCCGCUUCCCCAGACGGCUGCCAAAGCUCCAGUCCGGCGAGCAGUGCUUCCAGCCCGCCAGCCCCCGGCAAUUCCAGUAUAUUCAGGAGGCCGAACGUCGGCGAUCUGUGUCCCUCUAG